This is a messenger RNA of Aspergillus nidulans FGSC A4, 4505 nucleotides long. RefSeq lists its product as uncharacterized. The coding region runs from base 123 to 4505 and encodes 1460 amino acids. The transcript is spliced from 4 exons. The record is from RefSeq and is a predicted model, not a curated record. NCBI's taxonomy places the organism in Eukaryota, Fungi, Ascomycota, Eurotiomycetes, Eurotiales, Aspergillaceae. Gene Ontology annotation, biological process: DNA transposition; DNA recombination; RNA-templated DNA biosynthetic process. Gene Ontology annotation, cellular component: nucleus. Gene Ontology annotation, molecular function: RNA-directed DNA polymerase activity; RNA-DNA hybrid ribonuclease activity; DNA-directed DNA polymerase activity.
AGUUAUGAGCCCGGUCCUCUAUCAACUCUUUCUUAUUUGAAGCUUUGAUAAUUUCCCCUUGAAGCUAUAUUGUCGUCAUCCAGACGUUGAAUUACCAGAAAUCGAGCCGAAUUACCAACAAGAUGUUGGAUCGCCACUCCGCCGCGAAGGUCUCAGUCAUCCUGAGGACAAGGGAUGAUUGGCAGAGUUGGAUUGAAGAUAUUAAGUCAGUUGCUUUGCUCAGCAAGGUAUGGGGAUAUGUUGAUCCUAGCAAACAAGAGGACGAGCUAGAAGAGAUCCCUAUAGAACCAGAGAUCCCUGCAGAUGAUGCUACAUCCGCAGAGAUCAAGAUAUUUGAAAUCAAAUAUAACCAAUAUCAACGAAUCGACCGAGGAAUUGCUGCAAUUAGUGAGGCAAUCCAUAACUCACUAAGUGCUCCGCUAAAGCAUUUCUAUAUCAACAAUCGGGAGUCACCAUACAAGGUUCUGAGAGCCUUGAAAAAGCAGUUUGCUCCCAAAGAUCAGGAGCUUCAGAUGAUGGCCAUUCGACGCUAUCAGAAAGCUAGGUCAAUGCCAAUCAAACAGUCAAAUCCUGAAGCAUGGCUUACUGAGUUUGAAAGCGCUUAUUAUGGGAUGAAACAACAUGAUCUCCCAGAAGCCCAGGACAUGUAUGUGAUCAGAGACUUCCUAGGUGCAGUCAUGAAAGCCUCAAAAGAAUGGGCUAUGAUCAGACGGAAUCUGCUGCAUCAGUCAGAAUAUAAGAGCCAGACAAUAGCUGAUACGAUAGCAGCCUAUCGAGAAUAUCUGUCUGAUGAGAUGCUAUAUCAAGAUACCAAGCUUGAUGUUGCAUUUGCUGCCAGCCCGACGCUCCAAGGAGCUGGAAUAUCAAACCAGACAAACCGGACAAAUCGAGUACCAUAUUACAUGUGUGGUCAAAAACAUUUCUUCAGAGAAUGCCCGUAUGUGGUCAUAUCAAUAAGGAAGCCAGAUUUCAUGGAAGAACCAGAGAUCAGGAAGAAAUUUGAUGAUAUCCUGAAGAUUCCAGGUGCCAAAUGCAAUAUGCUGAAAAAGGCAAUGGAACUGAACAAGCAAACCACUGUACAAAACAAGGAAACCACUGUACAGCAUGCCAUGGCUGCUAUAAUGGUAGGGUUCUCAGCAUCAGAGUAUUCAAUGCUGAAGGAGAGCUUUAUUCUAGACUCUGGUGCCACAGUGCAUAUAUGCAAUGACAAAACCAGGUUUAAAAAGCUGAAACAGGAGCCAGCAGGAUAUCUGCGCGCUGGUAAUGCUGUUGUACCAAUUGAGGGUACUGGGGUUGGUGACAUAUCACCAAAUUGCCGAGGAACCUCAAAUGUCAUGAUAUCAUUGCAAGAAACUGCCUAUGUGCCAGGUUUUCAUACCAACAUCAUCUCUGCAAGCCGCAUGAAGCGGGCAGGCUUUAUAUGGGAUUUUGCAGAAGAUAGGGUGGUUAAAAACGGCCAUGAGGUCUGUCGACUUGCAGAAUAUCAAGGACUUUGGGUGGUGGAGCAGAACGGCGGAAAUCGGGCUUAUGCACCGGCCAAUGAGAAUGCUCAUGCAGUUAGACCAAAGACAUCUAUAAAACACUCCAGCAAACCACUAAUAUUAGCAGGCAACACAGAUAUUUGGCACAAACAAUUUGGUCAUCUAAAUCAUGAAGCCAUCCGACACCUACCAAAUGCUGUUAAAGGCAUCCAAAUCGACGAUGUCGAACCACCCAGGAGCUGUGAGACAUGCAAAUAUUCGAGCGCACCGCGCCAGAUAUCUCGAAGGCCGGCAAAUCGAGCAACUCAGGCAUUUGAAAGGGUCCAUUUCGACCUCAUUGAGUUUAAUAAAGCAUGGAACGGAGAUCGUUGGUGUACGCAUUUCUAUGAUGAAUUCACCCAUAUGCAUUUUGUGUAUACGCAUGGCAAGAAGAAUGGCUGUGUAGAUGCUGCAAUACAUCUAGUUGCCCUGAUUGAAUGCCAAUUUGGGACAAAAAUGAAGUUCUAUAAAUCCGAUAAUGAGCAGACACUUGGAGGAGCAUUUCGUACCUUCACCGAUCUGGAAGGCAUUAUCCAUGAGGUCUCUGUGGUUGCUACCCCAGAGCAGAAUGGCUUUGCAGAACGCUCAGGGGGUGUUUUGACAUCUCGAGCACGGCAUAUGAUGAUUAAAGCAAGGUUACCACUUGAUAUGUGGCCAGUCUCGAUGAAGGCAGCAGCAUAUAUUUUGAAUCGAACACUAAUAAGGAUGUUAGGAUGGAUAACGCCAUUUGAAAAGGCCACGGGGAAACGCCCUAAUAUGGCAAGCCUAUACACAUUUGGCUGCAGAGCCUAUGUACGAGAUCAGUCACUAAACCAGCAAAACAAGACGCUGAAAUCGAAACCUCGGAGGCUAGGGGGAUACUUAGUCGGAUACAAAGCCUCCAAUAUAUGGCUUAUCUGGAUCCCCAGCAAGCAGCGCAUCGAGGCGGCGAGGGACGUCAUAUUUGACGAAUCAAGCCUUUAUGACCCCGAGCAGCCGAAUGAUGAUUGGGAGCCACUGGCUACAGAUAUUGAUGAAAUUGAUGAUGUUCAACCCAAUACUGAUGGAGAAACGACAUACGAGGGUGUGGAUGAUUGUCAAAAUAAGGUAGUGUCACGUGAUCUUAAUGCAGUCUCUGAUUCGCCAGAAAAUGCGGGGCGGGAAAUUGUCCAAUCAGAAGCAGGAAAUGGCUCUACCUCACCACCACCAGGUCAACUGCCAACGCCAGAAUCGACUUCUACAGCAAUGCCAGGAUCAUGGGAUUUUAACCCAGCCGCAUCAUCAGCAGAACCUCCAGAUCGAGAAACAGUAACAGAACCCCCAGAUCGAGCAGACUCGCCUAGUCAUUGGCUGCUUGAGUCGCUAGAGGAAGCUACGGAGGCAGCUGUCGAAGCAGAUGUUGAUCGCGAUGUUACUCCAACGCCGACAUCGCGCUCAGGGGGUGGGAUACUGGAUAAUCAGUCAAGCUCACGGCCAAUCAGAAGAAGAAAUCGAGAAGGAUUGGAUCAAUCAUUGAUUAUCGAAGGCAAGCGCGAGAGACGAAGAAAUCGAGACCCAAAUUACGAAUAUGGAAGCUUCCUGCCUUUACCACCCAGAUCAUGGAAUGAGCUGCUUAAGCAUCCAUUAAAGCAAGAUUUUAUACUUGCAGCAGGCAAGGAAUAUACAGGAUUGAAGCAGAAGGAAACCUUCAAGGUUGUCGACAUCAAUGAAGCUGCAAAUCAUGAGAUAUUGCCAGUCAUAUGGAUAUUUACAUACAAGUUUGACGAAAAUGGCAAUUAUCUCAAGGCCAAAGCGAGAAUCUGCGUACGAGGAGACCUUCAGGCACGAUCGGCAGAGGAAAAUCGCGCAGGAACUGCAUCGGCACGAGCUUUUAGAUCUCUAAUGGCUCUGGUUGCUGCAUUUGACCUUGAUACAGACCAGAAAGAUGCAAUCAAUGCGUUUUUAAAUGCCUGGCUGGAUCAGGUAAUAUAUGCAAGAAUGCCAGAAGGGUUCAAGCAACCGGGAAAGGUUUGGAAGGUUUUAAAAGCAUUAUAUGGCCUUCGGAAAUCACCUAAACUGUGGCAGGAAGAGCUAUCUGCAAUGCUUCAGGAAUAUGGGCUUGAGGCCGUUCCUGAAGAAGAAUGCCUCUUUACUAGCAUUAAUCUGCUAGUAUUAUUCUAUGUUGAUGAUAUUAUUAUCAUCAAUAGGCCUACCCCGGAAGCUCGUACAGAGGCAAACCGAUUCAAAGAAGCCCUAGAGGCUCGAUAUGAGCUAAGACAUAUGGGGGAGGUUGGAUGGUUUCUGAACAUCCGAGUUAUUCGAGAUCGACCCAACAGGAAGCUUUGGCUAUGCCAGGAUGCUUAUAUGGAUCAGAUGGCUGCAAAGUUUCACUUAAAUGACAUGACGAGAUGGCCAGAAACACCCUUACAGCCAAAUAUGAAGCUGCUGCAUAACGAAGAGCAAGCUACACCAGGCCAGAUCCAUGAAUACCAGCAGAAAACCGGCUCAGCUCUAUUUCCAACAAUCAUUACCAGGCCUGAUGCAGCCCUAGCCGUCAACGAGCUUGCAAGAUUCUCUAGGAACCCAUCGCCAAGUCAUAUGGAAGCGAUUAAUCAAGUCAUUGCCUACCUAUAUCAUACACGAUAUCUAGCGCUUGAAUUCAGCGCAAGUGAGUAUGCUGAUGAGAUCUUCAUAUGCACGAGUGAUGCCUCAUUUGCCAAUAAUGAAGACAGAAAAAGCACCGGAGGUUACCUAUGCAAGCUCUUUGGGGCUCCAAUUGAAUGGAAAUCCGGCAAGCAACGAGCUGUCACGACCUCUACAACAGAAGCGGAAUAUGUCGCUCUAGCAGAAGCUGCUAAGGCAACAUAUUGGUGGCGUCGAGUUUUCAAAUCAUUGGAAUUUGACCCUGGUCAUACAUUUGCUCGCAACGAAGCAAGCUACGCCAUGUUGAUAUCAACAGAUCAUGGCUCCGGCAGGAGGUCCAGGAAGGGAGACUUCAUAUCAAAUGGAUCCCUACCAAUCAGAUGA